Messenger RNA from Mytilus californianus (California mussel), 6098 nucleotides. RefSeq lists its product as uncharacterized. Lineage: Eukaryota; Metazoa; Mollusca; Bivalvia; Mytilida; Mytilidae. Gene Ontology annotation, biological process: monoatomic cation transmembrane transport. Gene Ontology annotation, cellular component: membrane. Bases 75 to 3620 code for a protein of 1181 amino acids. The record is from RefSeq and is a predicted model, not a curated record. Gene Ontology annotation, molecular function: monoatomic cation channel activity. The transcript is spliced from 29 exons.
CUAAAGAGUAUAUACGUGGUAUCCGAUGGAAAUGUAAUACGUGUCAUGAUUUUGAUUUGUGUAAUAUUUGCUACAUGUCCGACAAACACGAUCUGGGUCAUAUAUUUCAAAGAAUAGUUUCUGCAAAUGUGAGAGAAAAUAUGCAGACAUCAAGAGAACAGCCAAGGUCAGCAGUAAAAAGACAAUCCUACGGUAUAUUUAAAGAUGCAACGGUUGUUGAAGUAGCUCCAGAAAAAAGCGUUUCUAUAACAGAUGAAAAACCAGGCACCGUCAUAGACAUUGGCGACUGUAAGGUAGACACAGGUCGAAGCGAAGUGGAAGUUAUGUGGGACAAGGAUGAAUCAAAAAGUUCACAUCGGAUUCUGGAUCUAAAAUAUGUCAGGGGAGGGGUUUUUUACUAUUACUAUGCUCACCUGCCUGCUUUAGGAAGAGACUCCCAGGGCUACUUUGCAGUAAAUUUUGUAUUUGCCAAUCAAUUUACAACAAAGAUUCAGGUUGAUAUAUGGCGUAAUAUCCAGCAAGUCAAGAAAGACAUAUUUAAACCAAGCUUGUAUCUGAUAUUUGCAAAUCAUACAGAUGUAGACAAAAAAGAGGAAAAAGGCGAUAACAAUGACAACAUGAUACUUAUGGAAGAAGUACUUGAUUUUGCAAAGAAGACCAAACUUCCCUGUCACGUUGUAGGACAAAGAGUUCUAUUUCACAGCGGUUCCACCAAUGAUGUCUUUAUACACUAUAAAACAGAGAAAAAUACUGUUGAGGAACUUGCAAAGAAAGGCUUCCGUAAAUUCGAGAGGGGAGACAUGGAUGAAGAAAAUGAAGAAGAUGAGAUUCAUUACUUCAUACGAAUGGCAGAAUAUGUCAGUAAAGAACCUGUAUUGCCAGUCGUCAUAUCCUUGCGUAAUGGUGGAAUGACAAGGGAAGUGAUGACAAGUACAGCAAAAUCAAAAAUACCUAUAAUUCGAUUAAAGAAACAAAGCUUGGAUGUAAGCGUUUUAACUCAUCAGAAGCUAGAUUAUGGGUCAGUACAGAUGACAGAACACAUAACAGACAUAAAAAAUCCAUCUAGCAUUAAGACAUCCAAACCAAGGGAUUACACAUUGGGAAAAUAUGACGGAGAGGAUGAUCCAGAUGAAAUAGCUGUAAUUUCAGAGAUUCAGUUGGACUUUCGGGACACUUUAGAUGCUCUCGUUUGCUGUCUUUUAAUCGGAGUGUCGAUGGAAACAGGAUCAAUUAAAGAUAAAAUUUUUGGAUCAUAUACUAAAAUGUAUGCGAACGCCUUAUCGAUGUACCUUUUAAAGGAAGGAAAGUGGAGGAUACCAAAAGAGAAUAUCAAAACGUCUUUUGGUUGUAGAUCACUGGAAUACAUUUAUGAAGAGGAUAUGACAUCAGAAAUUAAAAACGGCCUAUGGUCUUAUCUAAAAUCCAUGACCAAUAUGGCAUACAAAGCUCCUGAUUUUCGAGAAAAAAAAGAAGAUGAUUCAGAAGAUGAAUAUGAAGUAUCAGAAGUAGGGAACACAGAUGAAGAUAACAAAAUAACUAGCAAAAUAGCCAAAGCCAAACGAUUUUUCAAAAAGGAUAAACCAAAGAAAAAAAGACGCACACUAAAACUCAAGGUUUCAACUUCUGAGUUGUACGGCCUUAUAUUAUACGCCCUGUUGAAAAAACAGUAUCAGGCUGGUGCACGACAACUGAUAGAAACAGGAUGUAUUAGGAUUCGUUAUAUUCUCAUCGGAUGUGUAAUCUUAGAAGAUGAAGUCAGCCACUGGAGUACAAAUUCAUUCCAGAAGGAGCAAUUGCAACGAUUCAAACGUGCAAUUACCCAGAGAGCAAUUCGAAUAACAAGCUGUAUUUACGAGGCUGACAAGAAAAAAAAGGAUGUAUCUACGAAAAUAAGAGAGAACAAAUUACACAAUUCUGAUAAAGAUUCAGAAAAAAAAGAAGAACAAGAAUUGGGAGACCAUAUUAACCAUGCUGGACGGCUAUUGGUAAAUCAUGGAUAUAUAGAGGAUGCUAUCAAGACUCAAAAUAAGACUUUUCUCGACAACAGCACAGUGAAGAAUAUCUUAAAUGAAAUGUGGUACGGUACAGAAAAGUUAGAUAUUCAAACGAGUGUGUGCUUCUUUGGUCUUGCUGUUGUGCACAUGAUUGUGUUGCCUUUAUUAAUGAUAAGUAUGGAGGCAGGUCCUUUAAUUUGGUUUUACAAGAAGUAUAAGCUUCCGUUCAUGAAAGUAUUCAUGCAAAUGCUUGGAUUUGUAACGCUCAAUAUUGCAUAUGCAUACAUGCUGUUGUUUGACUAUAGUGAUGACGGAAUUACAAACACGGACUAUUUCAUAAUAGUAUGGAUGGUCAGUUUCUUUGUGGAUGAAACCAAGCAGCUCGUCGUUUCUAUGAUUAGAACAAAAUGGAAGAGUUAUGCAAGUGAUUGUUGGAACUUAUUAGAUUGGCUUUCCAUCAUAGUUUAUGCAUCUGGAAUGCUGCUGAAGUUAUGUCAAGGACCCCGGUGUCGAGAUGCAUCCAAAGUUUUAUUGGUGGCAGCAUUUAUUUUCUUAUCAAUAAGAAUUUUAAAUCUGUUCUGCAUGUCAGCAAUGUUAGGACCAAAGUUAGUCAUGAUACGAAAAAUGGCUCGAGAUACUGUUUCCUUUAUGAUUAUCAUGGCUGUCAUAAUGAUGUGUUACAACAUAUCUUUCCAUGCACUUUUAUAUCCUAAUUCCGAGUUCAGCUGGCUUCAGAUUGAAAAGAUCAUACAAAAUGGUUUCUGGAUGUUAUUUGGAGAACUUAACCUAGAUAGUGACACACUAUCUGAACCGCACUGCACAUUUAACAGAACUGUUUAUGAAAGUACUGAUAUGCAGCGAUGCCCUGCACAGCUUGGUGUAUACCUUACGCCCUACUUGAAAGCCCUGUACGGAUUAAUAGCAGUUAUCUUACUCCUUAAUCUGCUGAUAGCUAUGUACAGUGAUACAUUUCAAAAAGUUCAUCAAGAAUCUGAGUUUUACUGGGCGCAAAUUCAGACUGAUUUCCUUGAAGAAUACAGCCUCAAGACGGUUUUUCCAGUACAUCUUCAAUUACUUGUACUACCAGCAACAAUCAUUCAUGCAAUUCUUUGGUUCAUCUGUCCUCAUCUGUGUGGAAAACUUUAUAAAAGAUGUCGUGGCCUACAGGAUUCUGGAAUUGGGAAUAAAGUAACCCUCAAUUAUCGCCCUAUGUUUGAGAGAGUUUUCUUGUACAACUCAAAUUUUGAUUUAAAGCUGAAAACAACAAAGGAAGCAGAGGGAAAUGGUGCACUAAGAGCAAAAGGGGAAAUAGACAUUUCUGAAAAUGACAGGAUUACGAUGCUACAGAGACAAAUGGAUACCAAUAGCACAAAACAAGACAAACAGAACGAAAAAAAUGACAAACGAAAUGAUAAGAUAAUGGGCAACCAGCACCAUAUGGACAAGAUGUUAAAAGAAAUAAAGACAAUGAUGCUACAGAGACAAAUGGAUACCAAUAGCAAAAAACAAGACACACAGAACGAAAAAAAUGACAAACGAAAUAAUAAGUUAUCAAAAAGUUCCAAAACUCUGGAGAAUUUGGAAGACCUAACGGAAGAUGAGGAUGAUGACCAUCACUUUGGAUAGUCAUCGUCAGAUGAGGAUGAUUCUGACAUUCAGUCUGUGUCAUCAGAUUAAUAUGUUAGAAGUAAAUAAAGUAAAAUUAUUUUUUAAUAAUUUUGUUUCAAUUCAUUACAACAAACAUAGGAAACUAUGCAUACAUUGAUGUCGAUACAAUGAUAAAUAUACGAUAAAUAUACAUGUGUAUACGGUAACUUUUGUUUAUUUGAACAAUUAAAUGCAAAUUAGUUAUUAAAAUCUCAAUAAUGUAUGCAAAAUUAUAUUAACCAAAACAAACCUAAUUCUCUUUCUGCCAUGAGACAUAUUUUUCGAGUGAAUAUACAUGAUUCCACCGCACAUAGACCAAACAUGGUUGUUUUCUUUUUGUAUAAUGGUUAAUGAAGGUUAAUUAACUACUAUCAAAGUAAACACACAUCAUAAUAACAGGCGUAAGUACGCCAUACGUGCGUGUUCUCCUUAUAACAAUCAUCAUUUUGAAAUAUCAAAUUAACAUAGAUUAAUUGAAUGUUAAUAAUAAACCUUUUUUUUAUAUUUUCUGCUUGUUCUGCACAGUGAAGUUGUUUAUAGAUUUCGGAUCAGAAAUCACUGUUCAUAGGAUCUAUACAUUCUGUUCAAUUUGACAAAUCAAUAUGCAAUACGAACAAAAUAAUGAUUCUACAUCAAAAGAAAGCGACACAUGAAAAUUGAACAUUUUAAAAGAAGUUCAUAACAGUUCAUAAAGAUUGAUAUAUGUACAUGUUCUAACAUUUUUUUCAACAGACAUAUGGUUCAUUGCCACAUCUCCUUUUUUUAUAUUUCAGCGACUCUUUUCACAAAAAAACUUACGAUUAAGAUUGAUCGUAAGUUAUACUGAAAUGUGUAUGACUUACGAGUAUUUUUAUUCUUAAGAUUUUUUGUGAAAAGAGCCGCAGGACUAUAUCUUAACAGGUGAAGAAUAGAAUCGUGUCGAACCAAUGCAAAUUCUUUGUGCACUUAUAUGUUUUGUUGCCAGUACUUGAUUCUACUGUGUAACAAAUUCUGGAUUUUACUGUGUUACAAACUCUAGUCAAUAAUUAACAAUACUUAUAAAACAAAUGUUUUUUUAUGAGUAAAAAAGAACUGCAUUCGAUGUAAUCCUUACAAUGUGUUUUCCUUUUUUUUAAGUAGGAAGCUGUAUAAAGAUUGUUCUCAUCAAAUAGAUGAUUUUUCAUCAAUCAAAUUAAAAAAAAAAUUUAAAAAGGGUAUAAUGGUAAUUGCAUUCCUAGCAUAAUAUUAAAAACUGAAUUAAAUUUUAUCUCCCAUUUCCAAAUUGCUCAACAUUUGAAAACAUAAAUCCUGUCCGAUACUUAUUGUUCAUGUUAUUGGUAAUCAUAGAAAUACCUAUAAUAAAGAUUGAUUCACGAUACUUAAACCAUUCCCAUCUAUUUUAGACUGGUUAUUACGUCGUUUCUUGGAAGUGGUUCUUCGUUCUCAUAAAUAUCUAGUCUACAGCAGUAAUGUGCAUCAACCUUUCAGUCAUCUCUUCUCAAAAUAAUAAAUUAAAUAUUGUAUUUUUCAAAUGUAGUGGUGCCUUUUUUUAUGUAAAUUUGUUCAAAGUUUGUUAUACAAGUCAUAUAAAUGGGAUGUGUAUUUACAUUUAAAACCAGUUUUAACCCACUAUUUUACGGAAAAUGUGUGUACCAAAUCAGGUAAAUGGCAGUUGUUUUUCACUUGUUCCGUUGAUUGAUAGCGUUUGAUGUUGACAGUUUUUAUGGACUUCCCCUUUAUUGGAUUUGCACUGGAGUUCGCUAAUUUUGUUAUACUUUUUCAUGUGUUAAUACAACAAUUAAGAUAAGUUGUCAUAAUGUACUAUGAAAAGUCAAAAUUGGUGAAAAAUUUGAAACACAAUAAAAGAACAAAAAAAUAGUAAAAUACACAAAGGAAAAAAAUCAUUAAAGUCCGUAAAAGUAAAAAUGCAAUGACGACUAAAGCAAACUAUGAAAUGGAAAAAGAAUGUCAUAUGAAUGACUAUAAUACGGAAAAUGAAAACAAUUCUAUAAGGCUGUGAUCACUGGUGCUGAUAUAGAAUUGUUUUGAUAAUAACUCCGAAUGUAAGAUAUGAAAUUGGUAUUUUUAGAAUUGAUACUUGCCCUAACCUUCAAACAUUAAAAAUGAUGUAACUAUCAAUCAUAAUGUUAUUCAACUCAAAUGUUUUCAUCGAUAAAACAAUAACAAGAUAUGCAAAUAUAAGGCUAAUGAAAUUUUAGAUAGCUUAUAAUUCUCCUGUUCAAACAAUAAAUAGUUUGUGGUGUGUUCGUUAGUUGUUGUUUUCUUCGGGAAUUUAUAAAAAAGGUAAUGUUGAUGUUACCAUACUUAGAUUUUUUUUUUUAAUUCAAGAUUGCUAUAUAUGUGUUUUUUCACUGACUUUUGAACAAUUUAUAUAAAUUAAUACUAAUUGCAUCCGGUAAGGAUGGAUAUACGUAUUAUCUAUAGGUCUUUAGUUAUAAUGAUAAUUUAAUUGUAUUC